Geosmithia morbida is the source of this 2154-nucleotide messenger RNA. RefSeq names its product protein-serine/threonine kinase. Lineage: Eukaryota; Fungi; Ascomycota; Sordariomycetes; Hypocreales; Bionectriaceae. The record is from RefSeq and is a predicted model, not a curated record. Gene Ontology annotation, biological process: intracellular signal transduction; protein phosphorylation. The transcript has 2 exons. Gene Ontology annotation, cellular component: cytoplasm. Gene Ontology annotation, molecular function: ATP binding; protein serine/threonine kinase activity. The coding region runs from base 1 to 2154 and encodes 717 amino acids.
AUGAGCAAUCCUGUCCAGCCGACCGCCGCCCGAUCCCAGCUGACCGCACACCGGCACGGCCCUCCCUACUACACCAAUGGACACCUGCUCUCGGUGACGGCACCCGCCACCGUUAACGAUGCCGACCACCGAGGCCGGCACCCCUGGCAUCCGCAUUCCCCACUCCACGCCGACUCCUCACCUACCACACCCUCCGGCGCGGGCCGCAGCCUGACCGCGUCGAGAGCGUCGUCCCCGGCCCUCCGCAUAUCCACCGACGUGGCACCCUCGACGAUCCCGACCUCGGAUCCGCCCCACCCGACCGCCAGGGCAUCCCUCGACGGCGGCCACGCCUCGGCCACCUCGCCCGACGGCAAGCCGACCACCUUGCACCCCGUCGCCCAGACGCCCAGCAUCAAGACAGCCCUGGUCCAGAACUUUAGCAGCUCCGCCAGCACCACCAGCAGCGCCGCCCCGAGCCCCGUGAUAAGCGCCAUGGGCGACAUGACGCCGCUGCCUAGCCCGCUCCUGUCCGCCGACUCGCCCGGGCCGUGGAAGAGGCUGGUGGCCGGCACGCCGCCGCGGUCGCGGGCCAGGCUCGGCAGCGUCGGCGAGGACACGGUCCUCCGCACCGCCGCCAACGGCAGCACCCCCGACACGGCCGCCCACCUGUCGGCUACGAGCAUACCCAAGCGCAAGGCGUACCCGUCGCUCGACCCCCUGGGCCAGACGCCGCCGGCGCUGGCGACGCGCCAGCAUGACCAGGACCAGCAGAACUCGGACCAGCACGGAAGGAACCGCAGCAUAAGCGAGUACGUCCCCGAACCUCCCGGCAUCCCCAAGCGGCAGGCCACCGUGUCGGGACCGCACGCCAAGAAGUCGGACGCCGCGCAGGGCCAGGAGCUCCGCAUCCGUCGCGAGGUCAACCUGGCCGAGUCGCGGGGGAUGACGCCCGCUGUGGUCGCGAACCCCCCCACCCCUCCACCCAGCGAAUCAUCCAAGGACUCGACCGACGGACCCUCCACCGUCACCGCCGCCGCCGCCGCCGCCGCCGCCGCCGCCACCGCCGCCACCACCCGACCCAAGGACGACGACGACGCCGGCCGACGAGACGUCGACGGCAGCAGCACCGAGCUCUUCGAGGCCCGCGGGCGCUACGACGGCAAGAAGCGCCGCUGGAGAGCGCUGCGAUGCCUGGGUCAGGGCACCUUCAGCCAGGUCAUGCUGGCCACGAGCAAGGUGGAGCCCGACGCGGGCGAGUCGGCCGAGUCGCCGCCCGCGCGCAAGACGCUGGUGGCCGUCAAGAUCUGCGAGCACGGCCCGCGCGGGGGCGCCAACGAGGAUCGUAUCGAGAUGAGCCUCAAGCGCGAGCUGGAGAUCCUCCAGAUCAUACACCACCCGUCGCUCGUCGACCUGAAGGCCUGGAGCAUAGAGCCGUCCAGGGCCAUCCUCGUGCUCAGCUACUCGGCCGGCGGGGACCUGUUCGACGUGGCCACCGGGCACAGGCAGCUGCUCACGCCGCUGCUCCUGCGGAGGGUGUUUUCCGAGAUUGUGGGGGCGGUGCAGUACCUCCACGGGCAGAUGAUAGUCCACCGCGAUAUCAAGCUUGAGAACGUCCUGGUCAACCUGACACCUUCGGAGCUCUCGGAUCCGACGACGGACUGGUCGCGGUACCCCAACUCGAUCACGACGCUGGCGGACCUCGGUCUGUCGCGCCGCAUCACGCCGGACGAGAAGCUCGAGACGCGGUGCGGGUCUGACGACUACGCGGCCCCCGAGGUCAUCAUGGGCCAGCCCUACGACGGCCGCGCGACGGACGCCUGGUCGCUGGGCGUGCUGCUCUACGCCCUUCUCGAGUCCCGGCUCCCGUUCGACCCGCACCCGGGCAUGUCGGACACGCACCGCAUGCGCAGCCGGACGAGCCACCGCAUCGCCAGGGUCGAGUGGCGCUGGUGCGAGUACGGCGGGGACGACGGCGACCACGACGGCGACGAGGCGAGGUUCGCCGACAGGGGCCUCACGGGCGCCAUGGAGGUGACGGAGGGGCUGCUCAAGAGGGCGAGGAGCCGGUGGCCCCUCACCAAGGUUGCCGAGCAGCCCUGGGUUGCUGGCGGGGUGGCUGUCGAGGGGGGCCUGAAGUUUUGGGAAGAGCAGGAGGGUCAGGUUGUUGCUUGA